AUGUUUGAAGCAGUGUUAAGAGAGUUAACUGAGAAAGAAUUGGAGGAAAAGUUCUGCACAAUUGAAAUCCAAGCAGCAUUUAUUCUCUCCUCCUUUGUGACUUUCUUCGGGGGACUCAUCAUCUUAUUCAUUUUCAGAUUAAUCUUGAGAGUCUCAAAAAGAUUUCAAACCAUCAAAUGUACAGGAAUAGUCUUGGAACUGUUCACAUCAGGGAGACUCGAGCUUAACCCUUUAAGAAGACUUCACGCUUAUAGAUUAUUUCGCAAUCGUAUAGAAAUGCUGCUUUCUGCACAGACCUUCGUGGGGCAAAUGUUGGUGAUCCUUGUCUUUGUACUAAGCAUCGGCUCUCUUGUAAUCUAUUUCAUCAAUUCAACAGACCCCAUUGGAACGUGUAUUUCAUACGAAGACAAAACGAUCAAUGUGGAUUUGGGUUUCAAUGCUUUCUUUAGUUUCUAUUUUGGGUUGAGGUUUUGGGCAGCUGACGACAAGAUCAAGUUCUGGUUGGAGAUGAAUUCAAUUGUAGACAUUUUUACCAUCCCACCAACCUUCAUUUCUUAUUAUUUGAAGAGUAAUUGGCUAGGUUUAAGGUUUCUAAGAGCUCUGCGGUUGCUCGAACUCCCUAAAAUCUUACAUAUCCUCCAAGUCAUCAAGAGCAGUAAUUCAGUGAAGCUUUCCAAACUCUUGUCAAUAGUUCUCAGUACCUGGUUCACAGCUGCAGGAUUCCUUCAUCUGGUAGAAAAUUCUGGUGAUCCCUGGCUCAGUGGUAGAAAUUCACAGCAUAUGUCAUAUUUUGAGUCCAUUUAUCUGGUAACAGCAACAAUGUCAACUGUUGGCUUUGGGGAUGUGGUAGCCAAGACAUCCCUAGGACGGACUUUCAUUGUUUUCUUCACCCUUGGAAGUCUGAUACUAUUUGCAAACUACAUCCCAGAAAUGGUGGAGCUUCUUAAUAACAAGAAGAAGUAUACCAAGCCCUAUGAAGCAGUCAAAGGAAAGAAGUUCAUUGUGGUCUGUGGAAACAUCACGGUUGACAGUGUGACUGCCUUUCUGAGGAACUUUCUCCGCCAUAAGUCAGGAGUAAUCAACACGGAGGUUGUGUUCCUCGGAGAGGCUCCCCCAUCCUUGGAACUGGAGACUUUACUGAAGUGCUACUUGUCCUGUACAACGUUUGUAUGUGGCUCUGCACUGAAGUUCGAGGAUCUGAAGCGAGUUGCAGUGGAGUCUGCAGAAGCUUGCCUGAUUCUAGCCAACCCUUUGUGCAGUGACUUGCAUGCUGAAGACAACUCAAACAUCAUGAGGGUGCUUUCUAUCAAGAAUUACAAUUCCCAGGUCAGAGUCAUCAUUCAGAUCCUUCAGUCCCACAACAAGGUUUUCCUGUCAAAAAUCCCCACCUGGAACUGGAGUGCUGGAGACAAUAUCAUCUGCUUUGCAGAACUAAAGCUUGGAUUUAUGGCCCAAGGCUGUGCGGUGCCAGGCCUGUGCACCUUUCUUACGACUCUGUUUAUUGAACAAAACCAAAAGGUUUUUCCUAAACAUCCCUGGCAAAAAUAUUUCUUGAAUAGCUUGAAGAACAAAAUUGUGACACAGCACCUCUCUGAUGACUUCGUUGGGAUGACAUUUCCUGAGGUCUCCCGGCUUUGCUUUGUGAAGAUGCAUCUCAUGCUGAUCGCCAUCCAGCACAAGUCCCUCUUCCACAAUUGUUGUAGUCUUUUGCUAAACCCCUCAGCGCACGUGAAGCUGAAUAAGGAUACCCUCGGGUUCUUUAUUGCCGAAUCCUCAAAAGUUGUCAAAAGGGCUUUCUUUUAUUGUUCCACCUGUCACUAUGAUGUGCACAGCCCUGAGCUAAUCGAACAGUGUGUCUGCAAAAACAGGAGCCAGGAACAACUCACAGCACCAGACAUCGUGGUGAUGAAAAGCAGCAGUAAAACCACCAGCAGUUCAGAAAAUCAGGAUCUUAUUUCAGGAGAACGGGAGAGCUCGCUCACCAUCGCAAUUCUUAAGAAUAGGAAUACAAUAAGUGACACAGUGAAUGACUCUGAGCAGCUGGACAGCAGUGGCUUGUUUCACUGGUGCAAAUCAAUGCCCUUGGACAAGGUGAAUCUGAAACGAACUGACAAGCCAAAACAUGAGUUUCAGAACCACAUUGUAGCAUGUGUAUUUGGAGAUGCCCACUCAGCCCUGGUGGGGCUUCGGAAUUUUGUGAUGCCUCUGAGAGCCAGCAAUUAUACCCGGCGGGAGCUGAAGGACAUUGUGUUUAUCGGGGCUCUGGAAUAUUUACAGAGAGAAUGGCGAUUUCUCCGGAACUUUCCCCAGAUAUAUAUCAUGCCUGGAUCUGCACUCUACACUGGAGAUCUGCAUGCAGUCAACAUAGAGAGGUGCUCUAUGUGUGCUAUCUUAGCCUCCCCAUCUAAGCCACUGAGCAGCCAGAUUCUGGUGGAUACUGAGACUAUCAUGGCCACCCUCAACAUCCAAUCCCUUCGGGUCAGCUACCCUACCCAGACGACUUCAGUGCCAGACACAAAGACUGCAUUUACUUUUGAUAAAUAUGAGGGAAGCAGUUACGAGAGGAUCCCCAUUCUCACUGAACUGAAGAACCCCUCCAACAUCCACUUUAUAGAGCAGCUUGGUGGACUGGAUGGGACAGUCAAAGGAACGAGCCUGCAUCUCAGCACUUCCUUCUCCACGGGUGCUGUCUUUUCAGGCAACUUCUUGGAUUCUCUUCUGGCCACGGCCUUCUACAACUGUCAUGUCCUGGAAUUACUUCACAUGCUAGUAACAGGAGGUAUCAGCGCUCAGAUGGAACAGUGUUUGGCUAAGGAGAAGUACUAUGGGAUACAUGAAGGCUGUGCCACAGUUGUGUCUGGGAGGGCACGGUGUAAGCUGGGGCUUCUCUCUUUAGACCAAACCAUUUUAUCAGACAUUGAGCCAAGAGAAACCUUUGGACAACUCUUCUGUGGCUCAUUAGAUAAUUAUGGGAUCCUAUGUGUUGGCUUAUACCGUAUGAUGGAUGAGGAGGAACACAACCCAGAACACAGAAGGGAAGUAUGCUGAUUUGAAAAGUUUGUAAUUACCAGACCAGCUAAUGAGUGCCACUUACUGCCUUCAGAUCUCGUGUUUUGCGCCAUUCCGUUUAACACCACCUGUUAUAAAACAGAAAAUGUUUCUUCAACCCAGAUUCUCGAUUGCAUUACCAAUGAAACGUCAGUGGCCCCAGAGAAGCAUCCAAGCACACAGCAUCUUUCCAAAGUCAGCGCAGGGGUAGAGAAAACAUCUCUGCACUCUAACUCCCGAGUCUAUCCUUUAGAGCCAUUUGCUGCCAGUGAUUUUAAUCAAGGAAGAUAAGAACAGAAGUGUGCUGUUUUUGUGCCCAUUGCUGAGUGGUUGACGAGUAGGAAAUCCCACACUGCUGUGGAACAGACCGUUUUAUCACACUGGAUCUGGUGUGAUGAAUAAAGAUGCACAUGUCAAACGGUAAUAAAGCAAAGUCCACUGCUCUCUCUCCCUUGAGCAAGACAUGGGUUCCUUUGAGCUGGAUUAAGAAGUCCUCCCCAUGGUGAUAGGAACCAGAACUAUUUUGUCUAUGAAUAAGAUCUAGGUACGUGCCUGGGAGAAGGCAUCUGUUUAUUAAAACAAGUAUUAGGGGUAUUUUGGGACCAUGCUGAAGCAGGGAAUCUGCAGUACCUGCAUCCACCUACAGGAUCCUUUGAGUCAUUUCCUCCACCCCACUCCAUAACCACCAGACAUCCCACAUCCUCCUCCUGG
This is a messenger RNA of Cricetulus griseus (Chinese hamster), 3759 nucleotides long. NCBI's taxonomy places the organism in Eukaryota, Metazoa, Chordata, Mammalia, Rodentia, Cricetidae. The record is from RefSeq and is a predicted model, not a curated record.